This is a messenger RNA of Otolemur garnettii (small-eared galago), 7074 nucleotides long. RefSeq names its product alpha kinase 2 (gene ALPK2). The coding region runs from base 1 to 6330 and encodes 2109 amino acids. The record is from RefSeq and is a predicted model, not a curated record. Gene Ontology annotation, molecular function: protein serine/threonine kinase activity; ATP binding. Lineage: Eukaryota; Metazoa; Chordata; Mammalia; Primates; Galagidae. The transcript has 12 exons. Gene Ontology annotation, biological process: protein phosphorylation.
AUGACAGACUCAGGAAGGCCUGAGAGGCGCACGCUGUGUUUUUUAUCUACAUUGCUUUCCCAGAAUGUUCCUGAGAAGUCAGACGUCAUGCUCCGCUGCAUAAUAUCUGGUCAGCCCAAGCCAGAGGUAACUUGGUAUAAGAAUGGUCAAGCCAUAGAUGACUGUGGCAUUGUUUCCUGUUAUGAAUUCUUUGAGAAUCAGUAUAUUCACCUGUUACACCUCUCACGCUGUACCCCAAAUGAUGCUGCUGUUUAUCAAAUCUCAGCUAAGAACUGUUUUGGGAUGAUCUGCUGCUCUGCUUCUGUUGAGGUUAAGGUGUCAGAGCACUCACAACUGUCUCCUGUCUUGGAAGAUGACAGGGACACAGGUUGGAAACACGAAACAGGCUGGACAUAUGAAGAAGAAAGUGCAAAUCAACUUGAUGAGAAAGAAAGUCCUCACAAGGAAACGGAAAGCACUUUCCUGGCCACUCCCACAGCAGCUGGCUCCUCCCCCACCAAAUCCAUCCAUUCCCGUUCAACCCAGUUAUUGGCCGAUAAUGACAUUCGGGCAUCCAGUUCUGACAAUCCUUUGGAUGUUGAAAGAACAAAGCAAACUGAAGAGGCUCAUGACCCAGGUAACACAGAAGAAAUUGCAGACGGAUUGCUCUUCCUUAAGUCAAAUAAUACUCCCCCAAACCAAGAUGUAUGUGGCCCCGGGACAGUGAAUUCCCAGCUAUCCAGGUUCAUGGAUGAUAGCCUGAGCAAUGACGGCCCUAAUGAUGAAGUAUUAAACGCUAAUCAUCAAAAUCCAAAAGUACAGAAAUACAUUAGCCUCAGCCUCCCGCUGUCUGAGGCAACUGCACACAUUUACCCAGGUGACGGUGCCACGGUCAACAAACAACACGGCCCACAGGUUUCCAGUGAAGACUCUGACAGUGACUAUGAACUUUGCCCAGAGAUAACCCUAACCUACACCGAGGAGUUUUCAGAUGAUGACCUGGAGUAUCUGGAAUGUUCCGACGUUAUGACAGAUUACUCUAAUGCAGUUUGGCAAAGGAACCUGCAGGGGACUGAGCAUGUUUUUUUAUUAGAAAGCGAUGCCGAGGAGAUGGAAUCCAGCGAGUGUUGCCUGGGUGGGUGUGAGCAUCUCCUCAGUGGAAUGGGUUGUGGGCCUCGGGUGUCGGGUGACAUCAGGCCUAUGGAUGCCACCAGUGGCUUCUGUGGUUAUCACUCACAACCCCAACAAGUGGGGGUGAGGAGGGGCAGAGCCUCCACACUCAGUCCCACAUUCCCACAAACAGAGAUGACUCUCACGUUGGGACCUCACCAGGAUGGGACAUCGGUGGUGACCGAACAGGGGAGAUAUAAACUCCCCACUGCUUCUGAGGCUGCUGAAAAUGAUUAUCCAGGCAUUCAAGGAGAAAACAGAGACAGACCCCAAACAAGAGAGGAAUUCUCCAGUGACAAUCAACUGAACAUGGAUGAAGCAGUGGCAGAGACGGAGACGAAGCCCUUGUCUAGUGAGUUAGAAAAAUCGGGGAUGAACCAAUGCUCAGAGACCACGGCUGAGAAAAGAGGAGAGGAAAAGGAAGUAUGGAGCAAAAGGGGCUCACAGAAACCCGCCAGGGUGAGGCGACUGGGCAUUAAAGGAAAAGCCAAGAAGCUGAGCCCCAGCCUGAAAGAAAGGGCAGCAGACGGCUCCCUUCCGCCCUGCUGUCCCAGAGAACCUGCUAAGCGCCCACUAACCCGGACAGAUGAAAGAGGCAUUUCUCACGGCAGAGCAGAAGCUACUGAUUGGAAUUCCCACUUCCCUGCUGGAGGAUGUGCUAUUUCAAACCACACAGAGCAGGAAGCAAACCCCCUUCAAACUCCAACAGACUCAGUCCCCAAAGAAGGGAAUGCACAUUUCGAGGGAGAAGGAAUGUGGGUUAAUAAUCUAUUUGAAACAAGCCAAGUUCCAGACCUCACUGAUCAUCCUCAGGUGCAAAUUCAGGAAAUGGUCAGGGAGAGAAGCCAGAUGCCAGCUUUCUCAGAGCCUGCUGGGGAGGAGUUUCCAUUCACUGGGACCACAGCAAAUUCUUUCCCCAGCUUAGGAGGCAUCCAGCAGGAAAACACAUCACUGGACCACUCCCUGCAGGUCGAAGGCUGUGUCCAAGGCCCACAGCACAAAGAAAAACAAGACAGAGAAGGCAACACACCUGAAGAUUUCUGGGAAGGCCUAAAACAUGAGCUUAGCUACCCAGGACCCAGUGAGGAAACUAUGUCCCCAGGUGCAAUCUCAGGACAUCCCCCCCAGGGAGCCAGCACUGACCUCAGGGAGCCUGCGGCUCCGUCUGUUGCUGCCCCUGAACCCAUAGAUGCUGACAUCACUCUGGAAGAUGAGCACGAUGGGCCAAGGGGCAGAGAAGCAGUGUGUGUGACAGAGUGCCCUGAAGCCGAUGGCCAAGGAACAUGUGAUGCCAUGGAGUCUCCUGGGGGGGUGCCAACUGAUAAAUAUUUACCUCAAGAAAUUUGCUCCAUGGACUUUGAGCUGGCAGGGGGGCAUAGCGAAGUGUCUGAUUUAUGUUCUCCUGAUGCCAAGACAUUGGUCCUCUUUCAAACACAAGGUGCUGAGUGUCCACAGUCUCCAUGUGGGGGCAGUGAGGAUGGAAACUCAGCUGGGUCCCCUCUUUUUGUCAGCACUUUCACCUGGAACAUUUCACGCCAAGCCAGUGACGGUGAAAGUCUAGCUGAUGGGGAGAAUUCCUGUUUCACAUUGGCCUCCACGGUACAGGCUGGCCAGGAGAGGCCGAGCCCUGGCAACUCCACUGGGCCUGAGGAAAUACAGCUCCUUUCUUCUGAGAGCAGCUCUUUCAUGCCAUCAAAAGACGGAGGUGACAGGAGCCCCAGUACCAUUGCCACAGACACGACAGACAUGCCAGCCAGCCAUAGAUCCACGGUGAAGUUCCCUCAGGAGACGCCAACAUUAACCACUGAUAUUGAGUGUCUCCAAGUAACCAGGGAAACUGAGGACCCGUCAACUAUCAGCAUUGCCACCAACGUCCACCCAGCCAAAUACCUUGCUGUUUCAAUUGCAGAGAGCAAGCCUGCAGGGGGCGCUGAGGAGAGUGUACCUCAGACACCAGAUGAAAAGAUUCCCCAAUCUCCUUCCAGCGUACAGUGGGGUCAUAUUUUAAGUGGUUCCACAACAAAAUCUACAAAAGAGCUACUUUGCAUGGUGCCCAGGGUGCCAGGAGUGUGUGGCCAUGUUCCCUGGCCCCUGGAGGAAGAGGGAUCCUGUGACAUUCCCCCUCUGCAGGUGGAUGACCUAUUUGGAAGGAAGAGCCAGACUGUGGACAGAGCAGACAAUAGGAGCCUUGAUGAAAAUUUCCCAGAAAGAGGUGAAAUGGAGCAGCGGGCCCAGCAGGACGGUCUGCCCCCGUGGGGCUCCGUUUCUGCACCCGAGUCCCAAGGCAGCUGGCUCACAACAUUUGCUGCUCAUGAGGAAAUAAACUUGAUGCCCUCGGGCCACUCACCAGCAAGCUCUAGGGAAGAAAUGGGGCAGAACUCAGGAGUGGGGACAUGUGUCUCCAGGGUGGCUGAUGUGACUGUGGGAGAAGACAGCCAGACUCUGAGCAAGGUUCCCCCUCCCCUCAAUGUCCCACAGGAGGAGGCUGAAGCUGCUGGGCCAGGAGCCGGGGAAGCAGGCGACAAGCUGAAGGGGCUAACUCUAGAGGAUUCUGGUUCAGAUAUCUGGCCACCAAGACAAAUGACAAACUCUGAGGGUAAGGAGUUAGAAUCUGGUCCCAUAAUUCCUGCGAGACCCUGGGCUGCACCCCACAUCCUAGAGGCUAAUGCCUCUGCGCCUGGGCUGGGCCCCUCUGAAAUGGCAGCAUCACCUCACAGUCCUCUGGAGGCUGACUCGGCCCUUGCUGAUGGCGGAGAACCCCGUAAAGACCCAGCCAUCAGAGCACACUGGACUAGUCUUUGUUCCCAGGAUCUGAGCCAAACCAGACUCCAGGAGUCGUCCGUGGACCCUGUGGACGAACAGGAAUUCUCUGUCUGUGCAGCCGAUGCACCUUCAGGGGCCUCAGAGGAAAAUGCUCACAGUGCCAGUCAAGACCAGAGGGAAAACCAAGUCACAGGGGCCCACCCCGCCUUCCUCGUGCAGUUGCUGACCUGCUCUCACCUCCUAGAGUCGUCUGUGGAUCCCACUGAUGAAGGCGGAGCGGCGGAGGGCACGAGGACUAACGAGCCACAGCCUUCCCAGUCUCCUCUGGGGGGCAUCAGCGAGGGGAGUAAACCAAAUGGCAGAAACUGGGGCCGGAGAUUGGAAGUCCAACCUGUCGGGCGGUGUGUCCUCCAUCCUGGUGAGGAAGGGGAGAGAAUUCCAAGUGGAUGCAGCUUAAGCCAAGUUCAAGAAGGCAGUGACAGGAGCUUAGCGGCUGCUGGACUAAGUAAUAAGGACAAAGCAGAACUUAUUCCCCCCGCUUCAGCUCUUUCUAGUUGUGCAGCAAUGACUCAUGCUUCUGUGGGGGUUAAUACUCAGGACUCCACAGGCCAGGGUCUUGCGGUUCCUGAAAAUGACUUAGAUAAGCCCAGAAACCAUCCACAUGUACUUUCUGACUCAAAGGAAAGGGGACCUAUCGAGAAUGAGUGUGGGAAACACUUUACCUCUUCUACUGAUCUGACCAAGUCUCCUCACACUUCACCUCCUGGAGGAAACAUCAUAAACUUUUCGAUAAGCCAUAGAAUUGAGGACGCUAAAAUGAAGGAGCCUCAGAUUGGGGAAACCGAGCCCUCAGGCUCAUCAGGCCCUCCUGCAGUGACUUUGGCACCCACUUCAAGAGAGUGGGAGUCAGACAAAGCUCAUCCGUUACUGCAGGACCCACGUCCAAAGGCCACCCUGGGCUGUGUGAACAAGCCAAGGGGAGCCCAAACCAGCAAGUUCUCAGGGGCCCGACCGAUAAGGACCGGGUCAGAGGAGGUCAGGAAGAAGCAGGAAACAUCAGGAACUGGACAUUUAGCCGAAGGAGUAAAGAAGAAAAUCCUCUCUAGGGUGGCAGCCCUGAGGCUGCGACUAGAAGAGAAAGAAAAUGUCAGAAAGAACUCGAGCUUCCUUAAAAAGAUGCCUAAACUGGAAAGGUCCUCGUCACACACAGAUGAGAAAAAAGACCCCAAAAAGCCAUCUUGCAAAAGGGAAGGAAAAGCUCCAGUAUUACUGAAAAAAAUCCAAGCCGAGAUGUUCCCUGACCACUCUGGAAAUAUAAAAUUAAGCUGCCAGUUUGCAGAAAUUCAUGAAGAUUCUACUAUCUUGUGGACAAAGGAUUCAAAGUCAAUAGCCCAAGUCCAGAGAAGUGCAGGGGACAAUUCCACGGUUUCCUUUGCCAUCAUUCAAGCCAGUCAGAAAGACCAGGGCCUCUAUUACUGCUGCAUCAACAACAGUUACGGGAAAGUGACUGCUGAAUUCAAUCUCACAGCUGAAGUUCUCAAACAGCUUUCAAGUUACCAGGAUAUUAAAGGAUAUGAAGAGAUUGAAUUCAGCCAGCUCAUGUUCAAAGAAGACUUCCUCAACGACAGGUACUUUGGGGACCGGCUGCGGGGGCAGAUCGCCACGGAGGAGCUGCACUUCGGGGAAGGGAUCCACCGCAAGGCCUUCCGCAGCCGGGUGAUGCGGGGCCUCGCGCCGGUCUUCAAGCCCGGCCACGCCUGCGUGCUCAAGGUGCACAACGCCGUCGCCCACGGGACCAGGAGCAACGACGAGCUCAUCCAGAGGAACUACAGACUCGCAGUCCAGGAAUGCUAUGUUCAAAAUACCGCCAGAUACUAUGCCAAGAUCUAUGCUGCUGAGGCACAGCCGCUAGAGGGCUUCGGAGAAGUGCCCGAGAUCAUUCCUAUUUUUCUUAUUUAUCGGCCUGAGAACAAUAUCCCGUAUGCAACAGUGGAGGAGGAGCUGAUUGGAGAAUUUGUGAAAUAUUCCAUCAGGGAUGGAAAGGAAAUAAACUUCCUGAGAAGAGAAUCCGAAGCUGGUCAGAAAUGCUGUACCUUCCAGCACUGGGUCUACCAGAAAACCAGUGGCUGCCUGCUAGUCACGGACAUGCAGGGCGUAGGCAUGAAGUUAACUGACGUUGGCAUAGCAACGCUGGCUAAAGGGUACAAAGGAUUUAAAGGCAACUGUUCCAUGACCUUCAUCGAUCAGUUUAAAGCACUACACCAGUGUAACAAGUAUUGUAAAAUGCUGGGGCUGAAAUCCCUUCAGAACAGCAACCAGAAACAGAAGAAGCCAAACCCUGGGAAAAGUAAGGUUCAGACAAACUCCAUAGCAGUGAAGAAGACGGAGUCAGGGACUCCAGCAGAAAAGAAAACCUAACAUCCCUGGCUAACUAAUGACCACUGGCUGGCGGCACAUAGUCUUAUGAGUGAAAAUCUGGAGACACACCAGAGAGGAUACACAGCCUGUGCAGAGUGUGUGACAGUCUUUGUUCCCAGCUGCCUGGGCUGUAAGACGCUUCUAAAACCAUCACCUGCCUUCUUCACCGAAAUGAUUUUGGAACAGGAUUUGUGACCAGAUUCACGGAGAGACUGAAUCAAUUGUCAGUCCCAAAGACAGUCUUCUUGUGUAUACGUUUAGCGUUUUUACCACCUCACAUCAUGUGUCUGUUUGUGUAUUUGUAUGUGGUUGUGUUGUCAAGGACUUGGUGCUGAGCAGGGUGUGGCCACUGCCAAAAUGCCUCCCCUCUGACACUAUUCCUAACCUCGGCAUGUCUAGAGGCAUCCUGCCCUGAUGUAAACAGAAAUCAGGAGUUCCCCGCUGGGUCAAGUCAUUGCACUAAUGUCAAAUACGCUGUCAUUGCUGGAGGUGAGUUCUGAAAUGUAAAGCCAUUGCCCACGUUAUUCACACAGCCAGUUACAAUUUUCUGUGUAAUUAAAUUCAUAUUUAAACAGAAAGUGUAAGAUGCAUAUAUCAUCGUAGACACUCGUUCUUUAGAAUUUGUGCCAUAUUUCACAUUCUCUUAUGAUUUAGUAAGCAGAGCGACAGUAGCAGUUCACACAGAGCUAGACAAAACAGUAUAAAGACAACUUAGGGACAGUGUUAUGUCCCCAAAGUGUAUGA